Messenger RNA from Cheilinus undulatus (humphead wrasse), 2542 nucleotides. Its product is annotated as phospholipid phosphatase-related protein type 5-like. The coding region runs from base 107 to 1135 and encodes 342 amino acids. The transcript is spliced from 8 exons. Lineage: Eukaryota; Metazoa; Chordata; Actinopteri; Labriformes; Labridae. The record is from RefSeq and is a predicted model, not a curated record. Gene Ontology annotation, molecular function: phosphatidate phosphatase activity. Gene Ontology annotation, biological process: signal transduction; phospholipid metabolic process; phospholipid dephosphorylation.
GCAAGGAAUGGGAAUCCGCUUCAGGAGCAAAUCCUUGUAAAGACGGAGACUUAAAGGAGGCAGCGGUCACUGUGCGUCAGCAGCUUCCAACACGCAAAGAUUUAAGAUGAUUGGCAGUCAGCUGACAGCACAAAGGAGGCCAAUGAGGACUCUUUCGGAAGACCAAAGCCUACAGAAGACCAGCACCUACAUCGUUCCCUGCUUCCUCUUUGUGGAGCUGGUCAUUAUGGCAGGGACCGUUCUAUUGGCGUACUACUUUGAGUACACGGACACCUUCCCCGUGCACAUCCAGGGCUUCUUCUGCUUCGACAAAGCCUACUCCAAGCCGUACCCGGGUCCUGAGGACAACAGCAAGGCGCCACCCGUCCUCGUCUACUCCCUCGUCACCGCCAUCCCCACUGUGACAAUUCUGAUCGGGGAAGUGACCAGCUUCUUUGUGAAGGCGGAGGGAGCUCAAGAGAAGACCAUAGUGACCGCCGACUGCUGCUAUUUCAACCCUCUCCUUCGCAGGAUCGUACGUUUUCUAGGUGUCUACUCCUUUGGCCUCUUCACCACCACCAUCUUUGCCAAUGCAGGUCAAGUGGUGACAGGAAACCAGACACCUCAUUUCCUUACAGCAUGCAAGCCAAACUACACCGCUCUGGGCUGCCAAUCUCCUCUGCAGUACAUCACAGAGCACCGCGCCUGCACAGGAAACCCAUACCUGGUGGCGUCUGCUCGCAAAUCCUUCCCCUCCAAAGAUGCAGCACUCAGCUUUUAUUCAGCCGUCUACACAGUGAUGUAUGUGACCCUGGUGUUUCGCACCAAAGGGACACGCCUGACCAAACCCACCCUGUGCCUGGUGUUGCUGUCUCUGGCCGUGCUGGUGGGGGUAAUGAGGGUGACUGAACACAGAAACCACUGGAACGACGUCCUGGCCGGGUUUGUCACUGGAGGAGCCAUUGCUGCCUUCCUGGUUUCAUGUGUGGUCAACAAUUUCCAACCAACACAGAUUGCCAUGCCAGCUUCUCCACCUCCACAGCGUCCAGAGCCCUCCAUGGGGCUACCCCUCCUUACCCUGCCCCGUGUGGAGAGUCCACUCGAAAAGUUAAGUGGCGUCCAGGCUCCAGGGCUACCGUAUUCUGAGAUCACAUGACCAUCAGCCAAUCCCAUCUCCCACCCCUCCCGAUGUGCUCCUCCCCUCGCGGCGUUGCCUAACCAGCGCAGUUUAGACCUGCCCAUUGAAGUCCCCCCGCCUUGCCCUGCUCACCCUGAAGGACGAAAUCCUCUCCGACGAGUCAAAUCCACCCAGGUCUGAAGGCUCAACCAAUCACAGGAGGCAGAACAGGAACACUUGCACAUGGCGUGCAUGGCUGAAACCUGUCAUAUGCUACGGACGAAUGGGACAUGGAAACAUGUCUUACUGUCCGCUUCCAUCCUGUUUAUCCUCCAAUAUGGCCUCCUCUCUCUCUCUUUCAGGUGAAAAGACCCAAUGAACGACUCAAGAAAGCCAGAGCUAUUGAAGCAAUACUGUGUCCUGUUUCCUUCUCCUGUUGUCCAAAAAAGACCAAACGGUGACUUUAAAGACUGUUGGCUGGUGAUGACUUGAUAAAACUUUUGAUCCAUUCAAAAACUCAGCAGCAGUGUGGGUUUUUUAAUGAUCAAAAAAAAAAUACCAAUCACUGGAUCGUCCUCAAAAGACCCUUUUUUAACACUCAGGACAAUAAAAUGAGGGAAAACGACUGGAUUAAAAACAAAGACUAUAUCAUCUAAAUGUAGGUACUGUCGAGCAUUAUAGUACAGAUUUUUUUCUGUCCUCGAAACUAACAAGAGAAGCCGUCAGAGAAGAAAGCACUUUUGGGAUAAAUAGCACAGAAGAACCUUUUAAGUGUUCAGUAAACUGUGUUUGUAUCUAAUUUGUUUAGAGCGCUAUGGGUUUAAUCUUGCUGUAUAUUGUGUGAAGUGGCAAAAGAGAGAUUUAUACACACAGGAGCUGUGCUUGUGACACAAAAUUGUUUUGGGGGCGUCAGUUAAUUCAUCCCUGAAGUGAAGUGAAAUACAUUUCCAUAUAUUCAAUAUUCAGGUGUGUGUUCAUAAAUGUCUGUAGGUUUGAUUCCAUGCUGUGAAAUAUUCUGAAAGUUUUAUCGUUUCAUUUACAACUUAUUCCCAUUUGGAGUUUAACUGUUCAGUCACAUUGAAGUUUUACUUUGUCUUUUAUUUUAAGCCUUUGAAACCUUUUAUCUUUUUUUUUUUCUUUACAUUUAAAUCAGAGUUUUUAUGUCUUUGUUAAUUGUGCUUUUAAAAAAAUGUUACACAAUGUUAUACUAACUUAGUCAUAUGGUGGCCAUUCCCCUCUGAUGUCAUGCAGGAGGCUCAAAUGCUGUUAUAAUGUGGAGCUACUGUGUUCCUCUAUAGUAUCAUAUACAGUAGGACCAGUAUGCUAUGCUAUGACAUGUGGUACGAUGCAAUGUGAUGUAAUGCGGUAUGAUAUGAUACGAUAAGAUUCAGUAUGAUCCGAUACAAUAUGAUUGGAUAUAAAACGAUACGAUAUGAUACAAUUCAA